Striga asiatica is the source of this 4134-nucleotide messenger RNA. Lineage: Eukaryota; Viridiplantae; Streptophyta; Magnoliopsida; Lamiales; Orobanchaceae. The record is from the annotation of a GenBank genome assembly.
GAUAGGAGAUUAAAAGCCAAAAGGAAAGGAAGGGCACGAGUCAAAUCACUAUUGGACCAACCAUUUCAACUUCAAAUCAAUGUUUGUAUUGCGCUUUAUCAUUUCUCUAAAGCGAAAACACCAUUUCCAUUUAAGCGAAAAUCCCAGCAGCAUCUGAUCAGCUCUGAAGCUCCUCCCCGCUCACUCUGCUCCUUCUGCUCAGCUGGAUCUCACUCUCACAGGAUAAAAACAUGCAAAAAUACGGAACUCUGGGUAGAGUUCUGCAGCUACUGGUGCUCGUUAAGUUUAUCGAAUGUUAUAUGGCAUUACUCUGUGCGUAUGAACAUGGUGAAUUUUGCAGCUGGUUAUUUGAAAAUGAUUUUGGAGCUGGGUUUUAGAGGUGGCAAGGGCGUGAAAGGCCAAGAAGUGAAAAUUAGAGUGGCUUUCGUGGUUUUUGUUUCCAUAUGGAUUAGCCUUGCGGGUCUUUACGCUUUGUUGAAGCCAAUAUCAAAUGGUUGUGUCAUGACAUAUAUGUACCCUACAUACAUUCCCAUAUCCACUCCAGAAAAUGUGUCGUCUGCGAACUUAAUGGUGUCCCUGUCCUUUUCAUACCUGGCAAUGGUGGAAGCUAUAAGCAGGCAAGCUUCUCUUCUAGCUGUUUUCAAUUCUUUCUUUAGUCAUAUACUGGUGUUGGACUCUUUAGUGAGAUCCCUGGGUGCAGAGUCUGAUAGGGCUUAUCAAGGAGGUCCACUCGAAUGGGUCUCUUACCAAGCUUCCCCAAUUUUCAGUGAGGAAGUCGAUAUUGAUUACUCCGACAUUAAGUUACCCAGUCGAUACGCUUCCAUGCUCGAUUGGUUUGCAGUAGAUCUUGAGGGUGAACACUCUGCAAUGGAUGGUCAGAUACUUCAAGAACACGCGGAAUAUGUAGUAUAUGCCAUUCACAGGGAUGAUGAUGUGGUAUUCUCUUUCUUGAACACAUCUCCAUGGGGGUUUAUGAAAGUUUGUAUCCAAUAUGGCAUUGCUAUUUUGGACCACUACAAAGAAUCUCGUGAUGCUCGAGCAAACGAAAGCUCUUCUGUUUCUGGAAGCGUACCAAAAAGUGUCAUUUUGGUUGGUCAUUCUAUGGGUGGUUUUAUUGCUAGGGCCGCAGUUGUGCAUCCUCACUUGAGAAAGUUUGCUGUUGAAACUGUUCUGACACUUUCCAGCCCACACCAGUCUCCUCCUGUGGCAUUGCAGCCAUCCUUGGGCCACUACUAUGCACACGUGAAUGAGGCAUGGAGAAAAGGAUAUGAGGGCCAAACCUCUCGAAGCGGACACUACCUGUCUACUCCUUUGCUUUCACAUGUUGUCAUUGUCUCCAUUUCUGGGGGUUAUAAUGAUUACCAGGUGCGUACAAAGUUAGAGUCCCUUGAUGGUAUUGUUCCGUCUGCGCAUGGCUUCAUGAUUAGUAGCACUGCCAUGAGAAAUGUAUGGUUGUCCAUGGAGCACCAAGUUAUCUUAUGGUGUAAUCAGCUAGUUGUGCAAGUGUCACACACUUUACUUAGUCUGAUGGACACCAAGACAGGUCAACCUUUUGGUGAUGUUAGACAAAGAGUUGGUAUAUUUACAAAAAUGCUCCAUAGUGGAAUCCCACAGACCUUCCUUUCAUCGAGGCAAUCACCACAAUCGCAAAAGUCUGACCAGGCUUCUGAUCAAAAUAGAAUAGUCAAUGCUGAGUGGUCUGUUCUAUUGGAACUGGCGUCCAGUCCAUUUGGUUAUAAACUGAACAACCCAAAUAGGAUAGUCACCUGGAUUUUAUCUUCAUCCUAUGGGGUGAAUAACCGACGAAUAUCUGAUAACUCCGGGUUGCAAGUUCCCUACAUAUCUGGUUGCCCACGUGAUAGCCAAUGGAAUGAUGAUGGACUUGAAAGAGAUCUUUACAUCCAAACUAGUUCUGUCACUGUGUUAGCUAUGGAUGGGCGAAGACGUUGGAUGGACAUUCACAAACUGGGUGCGGACAGAAAAACCCACUUUGUUUUUGUCACGAAUCUUUCACCUUGUUCUGGUGUUCGACUACAUCUUUGGCGAGAGAAGGGAACAUCAACUGCAGACCUUUUAACUGACAAACGGGUUGUGGAAAUCACCUCAAAAAUGGUACACAUUCCCUCUGGCCCAGCUCCAAGGCAGAUUGAACCAGGUAGUCAGACUGAGCAAGCUCCUCCAUCUGCUGUAUUUUGGUUGAGUCCUCAGGAUAUGCACGGCUUCAGGUUCUUGACCAUCUUAGUGGCGCCUCGCCCGACUGUUUCAGGAAGACCUCCACCAGCUGCAUCUAUGGGAGUUGGACAAUUUUUCAAUCCAAAGGAUGGAGAACACUUAUUCUCUGCUUACCAGUUGAUUCAUUCAUUAUACUCAAAAAAGGAUGUGAAUUUGAAAGAAGAUCAUCCUCUUAUUCUCAACCAUACAUUUUCCGUUAGCUUAGGUCUUCUUCCUAUUUCUUUAACCCUUGAAACAACUGGCUGUGGAAUUAAGAAGUCAGAAUUUCCUCUUGAAGAGUCGGGAGAUGUUGAAACUAGUACCAUUUGCAGACGUCGCUGUUUCCCACCUGUGGCUCUUGCUUGGGAUGCUACAUCUGGUCUCCAUGUAUUUCCCAAUCUGUUUUCUGAAAGAAUUAUUGUGGAUUCCUCUCCAGCAUUGUGGACUUCUUCAAAGAAAUCUGACAAGACAACCGUUUUGUUACUGGUAGACCCGCAUUGCUCGUAUAAAAGUACUGUUAGUAUUUCUACCACUACUGCUGCUGGUAGAUUCUUGAUCUUAUACUUUUCUCAGAUCAGUGGCCUUUGCUUUGCUGUUGCGUUUUUUGCUCUGAUGAGGCAGGCAUAUGCAUGGGAACUUGAUCAGCCCAUACCUUCAUUGCUAUCUGCCGUUGAAUCAAACCUGAGAAUGCCAUGGCCAUUUUUCUUACUUGCCACACUGCCAGUUCUGCUUGCUGUGCUCAUUUCUUUCCUAGGCUCCCAGCCCAUUCCUCCAAUUAUAAGUUUCUUAGCAGUUUCAGUACUUUGCUACGUUUUUGCAAAUGGAGCUGUAGCUGUGCUGAUAUUAGUUUCCCUGUUGCUUUUCUAUGUGGCUGGCACUGUCCAAGUAUUUUUCAGGAAACGGUGGCACUUGUGUGAAGGAAACUUGUGCUUUUCUUUUGUCCAAUGGUUCAUGAAUAAGUCCUCCAGCUUUGCAUCUACCAAGGUGAUAAGAGUUUUAAGGGCAAAGCCUCUGCUUAUUACGUCAAUGAUUGCAAUUGCCUUGGUGUGCCUUGUGCAUCCUGCACUGGGUCUCUUUGUGUUGCUCUUAUCGCAUGCUUUUAGCUGUCACAGUGCCUUGUUCAGGCUUUUGAUGGCUUCAUUUCGCAGCCAUGUCCGGGCCAAGGAGUUGUAUGAAUCCCGACAUAGUGGUCCGAUGCUGCAAAGUCCCAAGUAUGAUGGGGAUAUUAGUGAGCCAAUUCUAGGAAACGAAACCUGUACUGGUAGCCCUGAAUCUAAUAGAAGCUACGUUGACACGCAACUAGACAUCUUUCAUCACCAGCAUGGUUUGCUAGUUUUACAUUUGCUGGCAGCAUUAAUGUUUGUGCCUUCGCUUGUGGCCUGGCUUCAGAGAAUUGGUAUAGGCCAAAGUUUUCCAUGGUUUUGGGACUCUCUACUUUGCGCUGGUGUUGUGGUGCACGGAGUAUGUGAUUCGAAGCCUGAAUUCAAUUUUUAUCUGUUUCCAAUCCCUCUGUGGGAAGUCAGGCUGAGCUUUGCAUAUCUCCUUGCUGGAUACUUUUCCUAUCUAUCUGCCUUGGCUUUAUCACCAUAUCUGGUGUUCUAUGCAAUGGCUGCAAUUGGAAUAGUUUCCUUCAUUUUCAGGAUCCUCCAAAACAGAAACAGGUCAAAGGGAGACACGUAUUACAGGAGGAGCAGAAAACAUUCUCACAGACAUUGACGUUGUUCAUCGAUUGCUGGAAUUUUUAUUUUUUCUUUUUCCACGGCACUGCUGCUCUGCUUAGCUAGCUAGAGUCAACUGGAACUAAUUUUUGAAGUUGUGAUCCUGUAAAAAAAAUUAUUUCUUGGUUCUGUAGUGAAAUUUGUAUUAGGAUACUGCUUUUUAGUAUUCUUUUACUCCGUACAUUUGUGAAAUCUAUAUCUAUAU